Molecule: messenger RNA, 632 nt
Organism: Ipomoea triloba (trilobed morning glory)
Lineage: Eukaryota; Viridiplantae; Streptophyta; Magnoliopsida; Solanales; Convolvulaceae
Product: F-box/LRR-repeat protein At3g59200-like
Exons: 4
Coding region: 94-513 (139 amino acids)
Molecular function (GO): protein binding
Source: RefSeq, a predicted model, not a curated record
UGUUUCGGCGCUGCUCAAACGGUUCUCCUCCGCCGCCGCUCCUCUUUCGGCGUUUGGAUUCAGUUAAUUUGCAUAGGUUUAGGUUAUUGGAUUAUGGCUCGGGGGAGAUCGAGAGAUAGAAUCAGUCAACUUCCUGCGGAUAUACUUGACCACAUCUUGGGAUUCUUGCCAAUUCAAGAUGCUGCUAAAACCGCGGUGUUAUCUUCCAUUUGGAGAGAUGUUUGGUUUAGUCUUACCCAACUCAAUUUCGAUCAUGGGUUCUUUUGUUAUAUUUAUAAGAAACAUCGCCAUGCAAACAAGUAUGCCAAGAAAUCGGCGGUGAGUUUAUACGUGAUCAACAAAAUUCUGCUGCUGCACAAAGGAACAAUUCGGAAAUUUGUUCUGAGUUUUUAUAAAGUUGGGGUUGUCAUUGUUCGUGAGAAACAUUACAGAAAAAAGGACACUGCUGGAAUUAUGCAGGAGCUUUUGGAUCUUCCCUUUGCUUCCACAAAAACGAAAAUUAUUAUUGUCUAGUUGAUGGAAUGAAGUCUAUUGGUGACGGCAUUGUCCCGAUGUUUUGGAAGAAACGGCUUAGUUUGAGGCACACACAAAAUUCUCCACAGUGAUGCUGGAGGAAUGAAAUGCUUUUUGUU